Molecule: messenger RNA, 2650 nt
Organism: Lactuca sativa (garden lettuce)
Lineage: Eukaryota; Viridiplantae; Streptophyta; Magnoliopsida; Asterales; Asteraceae
Gene: AMP1
Product: Peptidase M28 family protein
Molecular function (GO): carboxypeptidase activity
Source: RefSeq, a predicted model, not a curated record
AUACAAUUGCAGGCCAUUAUUAAUAAUAAAGUACAAGUAAGUGAGUAACAAGUAUUUAUGCAAAUGAAGGAUAGGACCCACAAGAGGGACACGUCACCCCGACAAAAGCUUAGAUACUACAUGUACAUUUUCUGCAACACUCUAUGAAUGCAUUGUGCUAUUGUACACUUGCUUCACCUCUGAAAUCCUUUAAUCAAAUUCCUCCGCCGUUUCCACCACCAUCGCCCGCCGCCUCUUUCUCUACGCCCACGGUGUAGAUGGCUCAGUCUCUUUACACUAGUCUUCCAAAAUCAACCACCAUUUUCACCUCUUCAACCUCCCCUUCAUGCACCCUCAUCUUCAUCCUCACCCUCUGCAUUAUCUCUCUCUACACACUCCAUUACCACAACCAGCAAACACCUCCUCCGUCACCAUCCACCACAGCCCGACAUCCACCACUUAUCUCCACUUUCCUUAACUCUGCCUCUAAUUACACCAUAUCUAACUAUCUCCGCCACCUUACCCUCCACCCCCAUCUCGCUGGUACCUCACCCUCAUCCGCCGCCGCCGAUUACGUCAAGACCAACUUCGAAUCCCUCCAUCUCCAAACCCACGUCACCAACUAUUCCGUACUGUUAUCGUACCAUCUCCAUUCAUCACUCACUGCCCACUUCAGCAACAGCAGUACCGCCGUCCCACUUCCCUUGACCGAACCGGGGUUAGGUUCUGACUCCGGGGUCGUCAAACCGUACCAUGCUUAUUCACCAUCCGGAUCGGCGUACGGGAAGGCGGUGUACGUUCACCAUGGGAGGGAGGAGGACUAUCGCGCACUGGCGUCGGCUGGCGUGGACGUUAAGGGUUGUGUAGCUGUUGCGAAGAGAGGCGGUGGGAUGUCAAGGAAUGCGGUUGUGGUGAAGGCGGCGGAGAAAGGCGUGGUGGCGGUGGUUAUGUAUACCGAAAAUAACGAUCGAGCAAGAACGUAUUACGGAGGUGGGGUGGAGAGAGGAACAGUGUUGGAUGGUGUCGGCGACCCACUGACGCCUGGAUGGGGUGCAAGGAUUAAUGGAGACGUAGAGAGGUUAGGGAUGGAGGAUGAUGAGGUUUUGAAGAGGUUUCCGACGGUGGCUUCAAUGCCGAUCUCGGGUGAGACGGCGGAGUUGAUUUUGGGGUCACUGGAGGGGGCCAGGGUGCCCCAUUGGUGGAGGGAUGGUGACCUUUUCGGGAAUUUUAACAGGGUUGGCCCUGGACCAACUUUCUUGAAUUUCACAUACCAGGGGGAGAAUAAGGUGGCAACAAUUCAAAAUGUAUUUGCUGUGAUAAAGGGAUCAGAAGAGGCUGACCGGUUUGUGGUUCUGGGCAACCACAGGGAUGCAUGGACAUAUGGAGCGGUUGACCCAAAUAGUGGCACUGCUGCCCUUAUUGACAUUGCCAGACGAUAUUCUCUAAUGAUGCGUUUGGGGUGGAACCCUCAAAGGACAAUCGUUCUUUGUAGUUGGGAUGCAGAAGAAUUUGGGAUGAUUGGAUCUACUGAAUGGGUUGAGCAAAAUCUUGUAAAUUUGGGGUCAAAGGCGGUGGCAUAUAUCAAUGUGGAUUGUGCAGUUCAAGGGCCUGGAUUUUUCGCUGCUGCAACACCUCAGCUAGAUGAUAUCCUUGUAGAGGUCACUAAGAAGGUUACGGAUCCAGAUUCAUUGGAUUCAACGCUCUUUGAGAAAUGGAGAACAAGUACUGAUGGCCCCUUGAUCCAGAGACUAAGUGACGUAUUUUCUGACUUUGCUCCGUUUUUACACCAUGCGGGGGUUCCUUCUAUUGAUUUGUACUAUGGCAAAGAUUUCCCGGUUUACCACACUGCUUUUGACUCGUAUGAGUGGAUGGUUAAGUAUGGAGAUCCCUUUUUUCACCGCCAUGUGGCUGUUGCUGGGGUUUGGGGGUUGCUUGGAAUUCACUUGGCAGAUGAUCCUAUCCUGCCUUUCAACUAUCUCUCAUAUGCCACUCAGUUGCAGAACUACACACAUUCAUUAAGCAAAUUGUUGGAAGGGGAUGUCUCUUUGCAUCCAAUCACAUCUGCCAUUCAAGAACUAGAGGAUGCAGCUAAACAAGUAGAAGAGGAGAUGAAGAAAUUGAGGGAGGAAGAAAGUGAAGGUCAUGUGAUAGUUUUGAGGAGGCGCAUGUUGAAUGAUCGUUUGAUGUUGGCUGAAAGAGGCUUUUUGGAUACAGAGGGGAUUCGGGGAAGGCAAUGGUUCAAGCAUCUCGUAUAUGGACCUGCUAGUGAGGGUAAGCUGGGAUUCUUUCCAGGAGUUGCAGAUGCAAUGUAUGGGUCAAGUACAAGUAGAGGAGAGAAAAAGGAAGCAAAAAAGAAGCAGGAAAUCAUCCAACAUGAAAUCUGGAGGGUUGCUAGGGCCAUUCAAAGAGCUGCAAGUGCUUUGAAAGCUGAACUAACCUGAUAUAACACUUACAUUUGGGAGAGUAAUCACUAGUGAGGAGGUUGUAUAUAUGCUUACUUAAUCAUAUAUAGUCCGUGUCUCUAACAUGAGAGUCUAGAUGUUUUUGAUGCUUCAUCAUCCCAUAACCCAUAUCAGAUAUGUAUAGCCAAUGUUAACAUUUAACAAUAAUAGGCAGUAUUGUUUUUUAAACUAUGCUGCCAACAUAAUAGAAAUAACGGGGAUUUUGCUUA